This is a messenger RNA of Panonychus citri (citrus red mite), 2001 nucleotides long. RefSeq lists its product as uncharacterized. Lineage: Eukaryota; Metazoa; Arthropoda; Arachnida; Trombidiformes; Tetranychidae. The transcript has 7 exons. The record is from RefSeq and is a predicted model, not a curated record. Gene Ontology annotation, biological process: regulation of cell differentiation. Gene Ontology annotation, cellular component: membrane. Bases 591 to 1640 code for a protein of 349 amino acids.
UUGUAUUUUUUUCUUCUCUCACAUUUAAGUUGAUUUAUUAAUUGUUUCUCUUUAAUUUUUGUGUAAUUUUGAUUUUGUGGAGUUUUUGUUGCUCUCUCUCUCCCUGUUUUCGUUUCUUGGUUGCAUUUUUAUUAUCGGUUUUAAUGUGAUUUUCUUGCUUAUGUUGAUUAUGUUUAUUUUGUCUUCUAAAUUUAAUUGUAAUCCUUUGGCUCUCAUCAAUUGGUUAGUCUUUCAGAUGAGUGAUAUUGGUUAAAGGUUUGUCUCUCUCUCUCUCUCUCUAUUUCUCUCUGGUCUUUCCUGGUUCUCCCCAAGCAAAAGUGUAAAGGCGCAAGGGAAGUACAACAACUACAGAUAUGAUCGUAAUGGGUUUUUUUAUAUAAUCACAAACUGUACUUUAAUCGAUCAAAAAGGUUUUCUGUUAUGAUCUGGGUAAAUCACUGUUGUCAACAUUAAUUGGAUUGUGACCUCAAACUGUCUGAUUAUUCUCGAUUUUUAGAACUCUAUUAAUUUUGGUAAAUUCGAUGAAAUUCAAGGUUAAUCUUAAUACUUAAACAAUUCAGUGUCAUCUUUAAGGUGACUUUAAUCACGAAAUGGACAACUCAGUAAUUGCUCGAAGUGGAUGGUUAAUUAGAAGAGUUAGCGGGAAAGAUUGGAGGAAAAAUUGGAUUGAAUUGUAUCGAGAUGGUUAUUUAAAGUAUUACGAAAAUGAUUACAGUCCAAAUCCAGAAGAUGUAAUUAAUAUGCCCACUGAGUGUAUAUCAAUUAAAACAGGUCUUCAGGUUGAGGAAAGUUAUUGUCCACCAAGUGGCCAUUCAUCUCAAUGUGUAUUUGCUGUAGCAGCUUCUGGCAAUAAGAAAUGGAUAUUCUGUGCAGAUACUCCCGAUGACAUGAGAGCUUGGCAAUUGGCUCUGGAACAAGCUCGUCUUCUCAUUUCUAGGCCACCUCAUCAUCAUACUCAUCAUCAUCAUGUUCCUCAUCAUCCCCAUGGGCAUCAUCCUCAUCACCCUGGUUAUCCUUUCAAUCAUCCAUCGAUCAUACAUUCCAUGAGAUUAGCUGGUUUACCUAAUUCAACUCUCGAGGAAUAUCAUCGUCUCAAUCAAUAUACUCAACUUCAACAUAUGAUAAAUUCACGAACUUUACCGCUCACAUUCAACCCAAAUGAUCCAAGAUCAACUUCAACAUAUCCUCUUAAUUUACCACCACCAACAUUACCUCCUUCAUCAUCAUCAUCAUCGUCAUCUCGACCAUCAAAUGUUUCCGAACAAUCAGUUAACAGUACAACAAUUUCUACAUCAAAUUCAUCAUCAGCUCAACCUUUAGCAACAACAACAUCAAUUUUUCCUAUUCCAGUGCCACCACUAUCAACACAACAUUCAUCGGCAUCUUCAGCCGGACCACCUCGACUUCCUUGUUUUAAUUUUAAUUUUGGCAACCCGAAUGAACCUUUGCCAAGACCUGGACCUUUAUAUCCAGCAAUGAAUCAAUCAACAAGCCUACCACCAACUCCUCUCUCACCGCAAUCAAGAAUCUUUCCAUUCCCUGAGCAAGAUGUUAGAAAUUUUAAUAUUGAUGUAUUAACUAAUCCUGAUGCUCGUCUUGGUGCAAACAGACUAGUCUGGCCUCCGUUUAUUUGGUGGUAACUUUGGAUUAAAAAUAUUGACAUGAAGACUGAUUAAUUUAAAAACCAUCACUAUUGUUUCUUUUUCUAUUUUCCAUUUGAUUGUCAAUUUGUGUUCAAGUAAGAUUAACAAACUGUUAAUCAACAAGUUUGGCUAUUAAUCUGAUCACCACUUGUUUACUCACAAGGGUAAAUGUAAGUGAUAAUAAUGAUAAAUAAAUUAUCACUCGUGAAAAUGAUUAACAUGGCUAUUGAGAAUAAUUGCCAAGUGACAUUUUCUUCAAUUUGUUCAGAUGCUGAUUGAUUCAAGUAACAGAAGUUCAAUCACUUUUAAAUUGAUUUAAUUUCCACAGAAAUUCGUUAAUAAAAAAAUUUUGUCUAUA